This is a messenger RNA of Paralichthys olivaceus (Japanese flounder), 1621 nucleotides long. NCBI's taxonomy places the organism in Eukaryota, Metazoa, Chordata, Actinopteri, Pleuronectiformes, Paralichthyidae. The record is from RefSeq and is a predicted model, not a curated record.
CUCUCGACAGAAAGCAACAAAUGUAUAGCCAGAAACUUUGGCUACGGCUCCGUGGUGUGUGAGUGUAACUCAACGUACUGUGACGGGGUCGGGUCCGUGACUCUGCCCCCGCUGGGACAGUUCUCCUCCUACCUGAGCAGCAUGGCGGGCAGCAGACUGGAGUCGGGUCGGGGUCGGGUCCAGGUGAACAGCACCGGGACAGGCCUCAGGUUGACCAUCGUUCCCUAUCAGAAGUACCAGAAGAUCCGGGGUUUUGGUGGAGCGAUGACAGACGCAGCAGGAAUAAACAUCCUGUCGCUCUCUGCUGGAGCACAGGACCAGCUGCUGCGGCAGUACUUCUCCAGUGAAGGUAUCGGCUACAGCGUAGUGCGUGUCCCAAUGGCAAGCUGUGAUUUCUCCACCCGUCUGUACACCUACGCUGACUCCGCUGGAGACUACAACCUGGACAACUUCUCUCUGGCCCCUGAGGACGUUAAGACGAAGGUCCUCAACGAUGUUCAUGCAGGAAGGUACAUUCACGGCGUGGCAGUCCACUGGUACAUGGACAACUUCGUCCCUGCUGAGUUGAGCCUGGGACUCACCCAUCAUCUGUAUCCAGAGUAUUACCUGUUUGGCACGGAGGCCUGUGCCGGGUGGAGCCCGUUCGACAGAGGGGUGAAGCUGGGCAGCUGGGACAGGGCUGAGCAGUACGCACAUGACAUUAUAGAGGACUUGAAUCAUUAUGUUGUGGGCUGGACUGACUGGAACCUAGCGUUGGACCAGACCGGUGGGCCGAACUGGGUUAAAAACUUUGUGGACAGUCCUGUAAUCGUAGAUGCAAAGCGUGACGUCUUCUACAAGCAGCCGACUUUCUAUAGCAUGGCCCAUUUCAGUAAGUUCCUGUGGGAGGGGUCUCAGAGAGUGGGUGUGUCUGCCAGUGAGGAAACACACCUGGAAUUCUCUGCCUUCGUCAGACCAGACGGCUCGGUGGCGCUCAUCGUACUCAACAGGUCAUCGUCCAUGACCCAGUUUGAAGUUUGGGAUCCGGCUGUGGGCUACAUCACCUCCACUGCUCCGGCUCGUUCACUCCUCACACUGGCUUGGAACACACACUGAUCAAUACAGUGGAUCUGAACAUUGUUAAUGUUUUAGUUCAGGGAGUCGUCAGCGGAGUAAAGAGGUAAUGGUAUGCAUCAAGUCGAGCAUUUCUCCACAGCAGUGUAUUGCAGCAGUGCAUUUCAAGAAAGAGUAAAGUUGAGAGGUACAGAAGUAAUUUCAACAUGCACGAGUUAAGCUUUUAAUGUUUGAACUCCUCAUCACCAAAGAUAGUCAUUACCUGGAGUAUGUCUUCAGUCACUUAAAUACGCUCUUAAAUUGACUGUUGCAAUUUUUUGCUUUGUCUACCAUGAGCAGGUUUUGUGAUUUUGUUGGUCACAUAAUCAAAUUAACCUCAACUCAUAGCACUAUGUUCUGUACCACUUCCUAUCAGGGAUGGUACCUUAAACUACUAAAUACGUCAACUCAGCAGAACGACCUGUGCGUUAAGUUUCCUCAUCAUGUCAGAUCACUGAAUGAAUUAAAUAAUGUACAGAGUUUGUAAAUGCCUCCCUUUGUUGCUAUUUUAAAUAAAGCACAUCUUGUU